Acanthoscelides obtectus is the source of this 531-nucleotide messenger RNA. NCBI's taxonomy places the organism in Eukaryota, Metazoa, Arthropoda, Insecta, Coleoptera, Chrysomelidae. The record is from the annotation of a GenBank genome assembly.
AUGUCCUCAAGAAGCAUAACACAGCCGAAAAUCUGCGAAAAUUUAAACAAGCUAGAGCAAAAUCCAGAUAUCAUAUCAAGAAAAGCAAGAAAGAAUCCUGACGAAGCUACGUGUCCGCUAAUAACUCGUCUACACCUGCAUCGCAAACCUCGGAAUAAAAUCAAGAGCAUCAGUGGAUCAAAGACAAGCUACGAUAUAACCUCUAUAAAAUACGACAACCAAGUUGUAUCUGACAAAUCAGCUAUCCCAGAAAUCUUUGCUGGCGUCUACUCAGCACACUCUAGCGAAAUCAACUACGAGUACAGCCCUUGUUUUCUCCAGUACAAGUCACAUAUUGAAGGAGAUACUAUUACCAUACUGAACGAUAACAAUACUUCUACAGAUAAUGCUCAACAAUUUGUUGUUGACGAGUUGAUGAUGUUGGAAACACAGGAAUCUCAAGCUCAAUUCCAGGUACCAAAUACUCCAAAUAGAUGUCUACUGCCAUCUACUUCACGUCUCGAAACACCUACAACUUCAUCUUCAGAUUAA